CCUCCACCUCGUCUCCUCUAUUUAAAGCUUCCACCCUCCCACUCAUCUCCGACCAUCUCCAUCUCCACCUCGUCGCCGAUCCAUCGCUCGCCAGCCAUGAUGCAGCGCACCAUGGAUCUGGGCCUCAGCCUCGGCCUCGGCCUCGCCUCUCAGGGCAGCCUCUCCUCCUCCACCACCACCACCACCUCCUCGCCCCCCGGCUGGGCCGCCGCGCUCAGCUCCAUCGUCGGCGACGUGAGGCGGGAGGCGGCGCAGGCUGCGGCGGUGGUUGGGACUGGGGGUGGGGGUGAGGAGUACGGACAGGGGAGGGCGUCCACGUCGCCGGACAGCGCGGCGGCGCUGUCGAGCGCGAGCGGGAAGAGGGAGCUCGAGCGGUCGGGAUCCGGGGUCGACGACGACGACGGCGCGGAUGGCGCCGGCGGGCGGAAGAAGCUGCGGCUGUCCAAGGACCAGGCUGCCGUGCUCGAGGAGUGCUUCAAGACGCACUCCACUCUCAACCCGAAGCAGAAGGUGGCGCUGGCGAACCGGCUCGGGCUCCGGCCACGGCAGGUGGAGGUGUGGUUCCAGAACCGCCGCGCCAGGACCAAGCUGAAGCAGACGGAGGUGGACUGCGAGUACCUCAAGCGCUGGUGCGAGCGCCUCGCCGACGAGAACAAGCGCCUCGAGAAGGAGCUCGCCGAGCUCAGGGCGCUCAAGGCGGCGCCCUCGCCGGCUUCCUCUCUCCAGCCAUCCUCCGCCGCCGCCACGCUCACCAUGUGCCCAUCCUGCCGCCGCGUCGCCACCGCCGGCGCGCCGCCGCCUAACCACCAACAAUGCCACCCCAAAUCUAACACCACCACCACCUCCUCCUCCCCCGCCACCGCCGCCGCCAUCGCCGGCGCCAACGUGCUGCCCAGCCACUGCCAGUUCUUCCCGGCCGCCGCCGACCGGACCAGCCAGAGCACGUGGAACGCCGCCGCGCCGCUUGUCACCAGAGAGCUCUUCUAGAAUCGACCAAUCCAUCCGUCCUCGCCAUGACAACUUGGAAAGGAUCAAGCUUGAUCGGUCAGACAGAGUUUUUACUAGGUGGUGAUUUGGUUAAUUAAUUAAUCAAUUAAUUAGUUAAUCAAUCAAGAGGAGGAGGAGGUGAUUAAUUGCCCUUGGUUUGGUACCUAAUUAGUAAUUAGCAUCAGUAGUAGUAGCAGCAAAUUUGGUUUGGAUUAAUUCAGUUGGAUUUCUUACUACGACGACGACGAUGAUGAUGAACAAAGGAACAAAGCAACAAAAAAUGGCUGUCUGCUUUUUCUUGGACGGCAUGUACCAAUUCACCAAACCUGUUGGUUGGUGGAUUAACAGCUUGAUUGGUAUAUUGUUGUACUAGUACCACUAAUUGAUUGAUCGAUGAAAAAAGUUAAUGAAAUCUUUCACUUCAUCUCU
Messenger RNA from Oryza brachyantha (malo sina), 1416 nucleotides. RefSeq names its product homeobox-leucine zipper protein HOX2-like. Gene Ontology annotation, biological process: regulation of DNA-templated transcription. Gene Ontology annotation, molecular function: DNA-binding transcription factor activity, RNA polymerase II-specific; sequence-specific DNA binding. Bases 97 to 987 code for a protein of 296 amino acids. Lineage: Eukaryota; Viridiplantae; Streptophyta; Magnoliopsida; Poales; Poaceae. The record is from RefSeq and is a predicted model, not a curated record. The transcript has 2 exons.